AUGGAUGCUAAUGCAGAACAUCAUAAACAAUUUGAUUAUUGCAAAACUCGCCUGAAAUACAGACAAGGCAGACAACUUAAGGCAGUGAAGGUAUAUACGGUGGUCAGUGAAUCGCAAAAUUUACUCAUAUUUGGAGUGCCAAAAAUUAAUCUAUUACAAGAAUUAAAACAGCGUCUUUUAAGAUUUGGUAAGUUAUAUCAUGUACGCAAUGUUACCACUGAAAUGAUAGAAAGACAAUUGGAAUUAGAGCAAUUUACGGAAGUGUAUUGGGCAAAGUUUUAUAAAAUUUACGAGGCCCGUAAAUGUAAACGUUAUAUGGAUGCUAAAGAAUUUUAUGGUGGUAUUUUGCACAUAUCUUAUGCUCCUGAAUAUGAAACAAUUUUAGAGCUAAAAGAAAAAUUACAAAAAAGAAAAUUGGAAGUUGAAUACUCAUUGAAACGCAACAAAAUUUAUAACCAUAAUGAAAAAAGAAAUAAACAAUAAUGUAAGUUAAAUAAAGCAUGUUCAGUUUGCAAUUGUUGUAGAAAAACAAGUGAAAA
Calliphora vicina (urban bluebottle blowfly) is the source of this 539-nucleotide messenger RNA. RefSeq names its product RNA-binding protein 48. The coding region runs from base 1 to 483 and encodes 160 amino acids. Gene Ontology annotation, molecular function: nucleic acid binding. The transcript has 2 exons. Gene Ontology annotation, cellular component: nucleoplasm. The record is from RefSeq and is a predicted model, not a curated record. Lineage: Eukaryota; Metazoa; Arthropoda; Insecta; Diptera; Calliphoridae.